AUGAAGGACGUCCUCAGCAACGCCAACUUCCCCCAAGAUGCCCAAGGCCGAACGUAUCACGUAGCCACCAAGGCUGGACAGGUUGCUAACCGUAUCAUCACGGUUGGCGACCAGGUGCGCGCGCACCGCAUUGCCAAGGCCUUCGACGGAGGCAAGCCGCUGUUCGAGUUCAACUCGCAGCGCAACUUCCUUACGCUCACGGGCACGUUCAAGGGCGUGCCCAUCUCGAUCGUAGCCAUCGGUAUGGGCUUUUCCGUGGUCGACUUUUUCGUGCGCGAGUGCCGUGCGGUUGUCGAGGGCGAGAUGAUCAUCGUUCGUCUUGGCUCGUGCGGCUCGCUUCAGCCCGAAUACGGCAUCGGCACCGUCGUCGUCCCCAAGGCAUCGUUUGGGAUCUCGCGCAACUACGACUACUUUCACCACGACACCACUGCCGAUGAGCGACGCUCUGGUGCGCUCGAGCCGUAUCUGAUCACCAAGCCUCUCGACGCGGAUCAGGAGGUCCACGAUGCACUGCUCGCCGCACUCGAGGCUGAUAAACCCAAAAACAGCGCCGAGCUUUUCGGUGGCGAGGAGGUCAAGGCUGCUGGCGAUACGGUGAAUGCAUCGGCGGAUAGCUUCUACGGAAGUCAGGGCAGGAUCGACCCCGCAUUCGUCGAUGCCAACGCGAAUCUGAUCGAUGUGAUCAGGGAAAGAAGACCUGGUGUGGCCACGCUCGAGAUGGAAACUUUCCUCCUCAACCACCUUGCUGCCGCUGCGAAUGAUGCCAUUGACCUGGCGCAAAAGAACGGCGAACAGCCAGUGCACAAGGGCAAGAUCAGGACCGGUGCCGUUCAGAUGAUGUGCGUUCCAAACUCCCCGGCCAGCAACACGCGAGCAGAUACUGACAGAAGUUUGGCUCGGAACAGCUUUGCAAACCGAAACACCUCGGCAUUCAUCUCGCCCGAACAGUGCGAGACGCUCGAACACUGGGCGGGCAAGUCGGUGCUCACUGCGCUUGCCAACAUCCAAAUUCCCAACGAACGACUCCACCCCUCCGGCGUCUGGAACCAGUCCGCCUAG
Molecule: messenger RNA, 1059 nt
Organism: Moesziomyces aphidis
Lineage: Eukaryota; Fungi; Basidiomycota; Ustilaginomycetes; Ustilaginales; Ustilaginaceae
Source: the annotation of a GenBank genome assembly